Messenger RNA from Prorocentrum cordatum, 2910 nucleotides. The record is from the annotation of a GenBank genome assembly. Lineage: Eukaryota; Dinophyceae; Prorocentrales; Prorocentraceae.
UCCCCCGGCCUUGAGCUCGCCCUGGACCGCUGCCCUGGCGCCCUCGGCGCCGACCCGGCGCCAGCGGCGCGGGUGGCCGAGUGCGCGACAGCGCCCCCGCCGCCGUGCGCGCUGCAGCCGCUGCCCGCCUGGCUCGGGCUGGCCGGACAUUUGCUGCUCGUGGGCUUCACCGCCAGGAUCGUCUCCCGCGGCUGCCGCGAGCCACGCCACCGGGCACGGGUGGCUGCCUGGGCCCACCCCCGCCCGGGUGCCCGCACAGGGCCCGCCCAGUCCCAAGGUGCCGUCCGACUAUUUCGACGACCCGGAUGGCGUUACUGGCACCUCCGCCUCCUGCCGCAGACCGACGGGAACGGCCUCUGGACGGACGUGGCGUCGACGGGGACGGUGCAGGUGCUGGAUCUCUCGCAGCCGUGGGCCCUCCCCUCGGACCGCUAUGAGCUGAUCCCGGCGCCGUGCUGUGACGAAUGUUUCAUCUUCGACUCGAUCUCGGCGACGGGGCCCACCGAGUUCGUUAGGCGCGGGGAGAUGCCGGCCGCGGUCCACGGGAUCACAGCCGCGGGCGUGUCGACCCCCAGCUCCGUCUGGCGCGUCGUCGACCCCGCCCACGAGGCGGUCGCCUCCGCCGAGCCCGUGGCCGCGGUGGCCGACCCCGCCUGCGUCGCCGCCCGGGAGGCCAGCGCCGUCGCGCUGGUGUACCACCACCGGGUCCAUGCCGAGGCGGAGGGGGCCCGACGGGAAGAGGGUCGGCGGCUGGACGGGGUCACUGCCUUCGGCCGCGCCCCUCGAGCGACGGGCCUGGGCCGCGCCCGCUACGGCGUGCUCUACUUCUCCGAGGCGGACACCCUCGCCCCCUAUGGGGCCGGGAAGAUCGAGCGCUUCCCGCUGUCGGGUCCGCUCGUGGCGGCCGAGUUCUUGCAGAGCCUCCGCGCCCAGGGCCAGUCGCUCACCUCGCACCAUCACGAGCGGAACCGCAAGUCGAGGGUCAACGUCCACAGCGCCUCGGCUCGCGAGCGCCCCUUCCUCUCCAUGCUAGCCAGCACCAGGCUCGCGCUCCGACGCAUGGCGCGCAUCGAGGCGGCGGCGCAGCAUUUCGCCACGGUGCCCGACCUCACAGGCCUCGACGCGCUGAGGAGCGCGCUCACUGACGAGAGUGGAGCGGCGACGACGGCGGUCUUCACUCAGUCGGAAGCCGACCACCAGAAGGACCUAGCGACGAUCGCGAAGCAGGGGCAGCUGCCACGCGAGGAGAAGGAAGCAGAGCGCAAGCGGGCGACCGACCCCCAGGGCAAGGGGUCGGCGCCCGCGGGGGCCUUGUUUGAGCUUCUCAAGACCAACGACAUGCAUGAUACAGAGCCGCAGGGCCUCGAGGUCUUCGACGCCGAUCGCCUGAAGGUCCUCGAGCGCCCGACCAAUCCCAAGCCGCUGGAGUCCGCGCUGUCCGGCUUCGCCCUCGCGCAGCACCUGGAGUCCGAGCGGCGCCUCGAGCGCGCCGCCGCCAAGGUGGAGGCGCGCAUCCAGGACGGCUUCAUCGCGCCCGUGAAGCCGUGCUGGGACCCCAAGCUCCGCGCCUACCGCCCGGCCCACUUCGCGCUGCUGGAGGACCUGCUGGCGCGCGGGCUUGGCGGCCUCCGCGCGUCGUUCCGCGCUCGCAUCGCGCUGUUCUUCCGGGCCAAGAAGGGCGGCUCCCGACGCAUGAUCGUCGACGCCCGCGAGGCUAACCAGCUCAUGCAGGAGCCGCCACACGUGCAACUCGGAGGCCCCGGCGCCCUCCGCGACCUCGACCUCAGCGACGCCGCCUUCGAGGUCGCCGGCUGUGAUCCGCGGGGGGCCGACAUCCACAUCGCGAGCUUGGACUUGUACCAGGGCUUCUACCAGUGCCGGGCUAAGCGGCUCGGGCGGUGGUUCGGCGUGGCAUUCGGUCUCGCGGCCCGCGAGGGCGUCCACGUCGACGGCGACGCCGUCCUGUACUUCGCGAUGGAGGUGCUCUGCAUGGGCUUCAGCUGGGCGCUCUGCUUCUGCCAGGCCAUCAUGGAGGCCGCCCCCUGCUACCGCUGGGCGGUGGUCGCUCCUGGGCACCCCGUGUUCUCGGUGCACGUCGACAACGGCGCCGUGAUCAGCUUCAAUCGCGCUGGCACGCAGCGCGGCCUGGACCGCUGCCUCGCGCGCCUGGCGGAGAAGGGUUCCAUCGUGCGCGACGUCGAGCCGGCCCAGACGAAGCUCACCGCGGUGGGCUUACGCUUCUUGGGCGGAUCCCAGCUCGAGCUGCUGCCGGCCGAGAAGUACACCUGGCGGCUCUAUCUCGCCAUCGAACGUCUUCUCCAGCCGGGGGCCUGCCCCGGCGUCACCCUCGAGCGCGUCGUCGGCCACCUGGUGAGGCACUUCCGCAUGCCCUGGGGGCUGUCCGCUCUCGACCACUGCUACCGCUUCUUGCCGCGCUAUGGUCGCCGCGACUGGGGCUGGUUCAGCGAGUCCCUGGUCACCGAGCUGCGGGUCUUGAAGGGCCUCGUGAAGCUGGUCAACGUGGACCUGGCGGCGCCGCGCGCGCCCGUGGUGUUCUCGGGGGACAGCUCGACCUUCGGCUACUCGCCCUCCAUCACGCGGGCGUCGCCCUCGGACAUACUGGACGCCGACCGCCUGCACGAGCGCUGGAGGUUCAAGACGGAGGAGGUCAGCCUCACGGAGCUGCCCGGCGACGGCGGCCGCAUCGCGUCGCACGCCCCGCACCUGGCCGCCGCGUUCCGAGCGCUCUGCUUCGACGUCGCUGGCAUCGCCGAGCAAUCAGGGCCGCCCCGCUCGGCGCCCUCCUCCUGGCCUCGCCAGCUGCGGUCGCCUUGCCGCGUGGUCGAGGUCUCUGGUUCCUUCCGCGCCCUGGGCGACACCUGGGCCCGCACCGAGCGAUGGCGCUACAUC